AUGCCACCUAAUACAAGUAUUGAUACAGAGACGACCACAUCACUAAUAGAGGACUCAUUUAACCGUAUUGUCGAAAGAACUCCUUAUUUUGAAUAUGAAAUAAGCAGUUCCGAUUUGUUUAACGGAGCCUUUCAAAUCGUUUCCUACGUAUUCCCUACUUGGAAACGUCAAGAUAUCGAAUUUGUACAAUGCAAAGAUGGAAUAACAAAUCAAUUGGUAAAAGUAACGCAUCGACCAACAGACUUUUCUGUUUUAGUAAGAGCUUAUGGUAAAGGAUCAGAGCUUAUCAUUGAUCGUAAUCAAGAGGUUAUUAACAUCAUUACGCUUUGCUCACAAAGUAUGUGUCCACCUUUAUAUGCCAGAUUUAAAAAUGGUUUGGUAUAUGGAUUUAUUAAGGGUAGAGUGAGCACAGUAGAGGAAUUGGCUCAAGAUAAAUCAGCAAAAUGGAUAGCAACGAAGUUAGCCAAAUGGCAUAAAGUAACUUUACCAAAGACAAGUAAAAAAGAUCAAAAGCUAUGGUCAACCAUCUAUAAAUGGUUGGAUCAAGUGCCAUCAAGUUAUAAAGAUGAAAAAAUACAAACCCUAUUUCAAACACAUUUUGAUAUGAAGCAAGUUAGAGCUGAGUUGGAUCAUUUGGUUGAAAAUCUAAAAAAGAUCGAUUCUCCUAUUGUAUUCUCUCAUAAUGACUUGUUGUAUGGAAAUAUUAUUUAUGAUGACGAUCAUGAAGAAGCUCAUUUUAUUGACUACGAAUACGGCUGCUAUGCUUAUCGAGGGUUUGAUAUUGGUAACCACUUUAAUGAAUUUGCUGGCUUUGAUUGUGAAUAUUGGAGAUACCCAACAAAAGAAUUCCAAUUGAAAUGGUUUGACUGGUACCUUACUGAAUCUAUAGGAGGUAAGUCAAGUAGUAUUCGUAUUACUCUUUCUGACUCUCCCUGUAUAGUUAAACCAACGGAUGAAGAAAAGGAAAAGAUGUAUACAGAAGUCAAUGCUUUCUCACUAGUUUCACAUUUUUACUGGGGAUUAUGGGCAAUGAUACAGGCAAUGGUAUCUGACAUUGACUUUAACUAUAUGGAAUAUGCUGUGCUUAGAUUUAAUGAAUACUAUAAACGUAGAGACCAAGUAUUUUCUACAUUUUAAAAUAAAAAAACUAAAGAAAGGAUCCACCCAUAUACGUGUGAUCAUAAUCAUUUUAU
This is a messenger RNA of Rhizopus microsporus ATCC 52813, 1193 nucleotides long. Its product is annotated as choline/ethanolamine kinase. Gene Ontology annotation, molecular function: choline kinase activity; ethanolamine kinase activity. The coding region runs from base 1 to 1137 and encodes 378 amino acids. Gene Ontology annotation, biological process: phosphatidylethanolamine biosynthetic process; phosphatidylcholine biosynthetic process. Lineage: Eukaryota; Fungi; Mucoromycota; Mucoromycetes; Mucorales; Rhizopodaceae. Gene Ontology annotation, cellular component: cytoplasm. The record is from RefSeq and is a predicted model, not a curated record. The transcript has 5 exons.